GACGGUGGGAGCCUCCACCGGUUGAUGUCAGGAAAGGUGUGUUCUGGGCCUGAUCUGAGAGGCGGUGUAGGUCUCGUGGGUGGAGGCAGUUCAGAGGACUUGUUGGAAUUGGUCUGGGUGCUGCUGUAUCAUGUGAACGCACCAUGCUUUUGCUGUAGGUUCUGGCAUUGGCCAGUCGAAUGGUUGCUCAGACUGCUGACACUUCGUUUACCAAAGAGGGUGACCCUGGAUUUUGGAGAGUUUAUGGGUUUCUUUCCGUUGGAGGACCUGCUACGCAGCUGCUACGUGGCGUUGACCCAAGGGAAACGGCUCCAUGUUGGGUUGACCCUGCCAUUCUAUACAAUUCAGUGUCCCUUCCGUGAUUUGGAAGCAGUUGACCGGCCCAUAGCAGUGCAGCACUCUGCUGGGAAGCACGCUGGAAUUGAAUCAAGGCUCGGCCGAACCGCUUGACCCCCGCCACGGGCGGUCUUUGGGUGGCCCUUUGGGCUCAAGCGUUGAGCUCAGAGUGCAAUUUCCCUGAAUGGGGAAACACCUGAGAAGGACGGUCUGCCGGCUAUGGCACCUUUGGCUCCUCCUGGCAUCCGCAAGGUCGCUGAACGUGACUGAGGUGGAUGCUUACUUUGAAGCCUUGGCCAAAGAGCACAGCAACGCCAGUGUGAAGCUUUCCACUUCGCUGCGCGGUGCACCAAGCCAUUGCAGCCCGGAGGCCUCCAAUUGCUGGUCCACGGGAAGGUGUUGCGAGGCGAAAUCCCAGUGCUAUGUGAAAUCCGAGAAGAUUGCGGUGUGCAAGAGCAGUUGUGUACCAGGUGUGGAUGACAAGGACCCUAAGGGCUGGCGCACGCCCUGGUCUUGUGAGCUCCGCGCUCGCGCGGGUGAGGCGCGUGUCAACAGCACCAGCGCAAGCGAGGUCCAGGUGAGUAGCCUGACCUUGAAAUCUGCCGCUUCGGUGGGCUGCACCGCCUCCUGGAGCCACAAUUGCUUGAGCAGCCCCACUUGCUGCAAUGGCGGCCACAAGUGCUAUCAGAGGGAUAACGAGUACGGUGCCUGCCUUCCGUAUUGUACCCCUGGCAUCCACUGGACCGAUCCACCGCAAUAUCGCCGCCCCUGGUCCUGCCAAGAGAUCAAUCCCUGGCAGCCGCCCGCACCCAGCCCGCCCAGCCCCAGCCCCUGGAACCCGUGGAACCCGGGGCAAUGCUCCGCGUCCUGGCGACAUGAUUGUCGAGGGACCCGGAGAUGCUGUGAGGGUGGUUUCCAAUGCUACGAGAAGAACGGCAGGUACGCGGCCUGCCUGAGGAGCUGUACCCCUGGAAUCCAUCCAGAGGACCCGCCCCAGCACCGCUCCCCCUGGUCUUGCCGAGUUUUGUCCGGAUCUCCAACUCCAUCCCCCCCUCCUCCAGCCCCAACCCCGCCUCCUCCGCCGUCCUGUACGGCCUCCUGGAGUCAGAACUGCAUGCAAAACCCCACGUGCUGCAACUCGGCACACAGCUGCUUCGAGAAGAACAACGGCUACGGCGCCUGCCUCGAUGUCUGUGUGCCAGGCAUCCAUUGGACGGAGCCUCCACAAUAUCGAACCUGGUGGAGUUGCCGCCGGGUCGGGGGCCCCGAGCCGCCCGCGCCCGCGCCCCUCCCGCAGCCGAUUCCUGUUCCGCCAGUUCCACCAAGCCCGCCUCCAGGUCAAUGCUCUCCAAGUGGCCAGUUGAGAGGAGGUGGUUGCCUGGAGAAGCCCAACUGUUGCAAUCCAAACCAUCAAUGCUUCAAGAAGAACAACUUCUAUGGAGAAUGUUUGGAUUCCUGCACACCAGGUGUGCAUUGGAAUGAUCCACCUCAAUUCCGAACCCCAUGGACGUGUGAUGUUGUGGGGGCCCCAGCGCCUAGCCCAACACCAGCUCCAACACCAGCACCAACGCCAGCUCCCACGCCGACACCCACGCCCACGCCCACACAACCCACACCAGAGCCAUCAACACCAGCGCCAUCGCCAAUGCCCAGCAACCCGUUGGAACUUCCCUUCUUGCACCCGUCCCUCCAUUCGCCCAGCAGCGCAGACCUUUUGACCUUUCACAUGUACCGAGCCCAAGGGCACAGCGACUACCCGCCAUUGAACGUGAACACCGGCAACCUCGCUGGGAUCAUGUGGUACAUCCAGAACGAGGUGGUCUCUGGCGCUUACGGCUCCGGGAACAAGUUCGGCAUUGAGCGGAUCCGGCGCUUCAAGGUGAUGACGAAGGCCACUCAAACGCUGAUCGAUCUCAAGAUGAACUUUGGUCUCCGGGUCGCCUUUGACUAUGGCAACUGCACCGGGCCCACCUGUCGCUAUGACUGGGAGAACUAUGGCUAUAACGUGGGUUGCAACAAUUUGGGUUCUUUUCCCUUCCCCAAGUAUGAGACCAACUACACAGGUGGAAUCUGGUACAGCCUUCCGGGCCCCUGCCCCAGCAUGCCCUUCUACCAGCAGAACGGCGCCUGUGAGCGGCUGCAACCGGGCGGGAAGUGUGAUGGGACACCCACAGGUUCCGGCGACUGUACCUGGAGCUACGUCGACUCAGGAGAAGAGAUCUGGCUCGGGGAGCUCUACGGUGAAACGCACCAGAGCAUGCAGCAGUUUUGGAAUAACAGUGACAACGUCACGGCGAAUAACCUGAAGGUCCAGGCCGCGCGGAAGAUGUUCGAGGAGAAGUUCGGAGCCGAACUGCCGAAUCCUCCGUGCGACUUCGACUUCAAUCGCUUCUACAAGAUUUGAGGCAGCAUAGACGGCAUGCGGGCGGCAGCCUCGCGAGGGCGGCACGUGCGCGGAGGUACGUAAGACAUCUCUGCGCGGGUUUGAGAUCAAAGCCAAUUUUCCCCUCGCUUGGGCUAAUUCGAUCGGUGCGCCUUCGUUUUCCAGCGACUCUAGAGCAGAACUCAAGACACUUUCCCGGC
This is a messenger RNA of Durusdinium trenchii, 2919 nucleotides long. The record is from the annotation of a GenBank genome assembly. NCBI's taxonomy places the organism in Eukaryota, Dinophyceae, Suessiales, Symbiodiniaceae.